GUGUACUGAGUGGGCGUUCGUUCUGUGGUCGUAGGAUGUUUCAGUUAAGGUGUUCAGAGAGCUGUCCAUUCACGCACAUUCUUCUAGUGAAAAGGAACGGUGACUGACAGAUAACACUUUUACCAUGGGAGUACUUGCGGUAUCUCUUUGCUGACGACAACUUGUCCACGUUGCCGACACGGUAUGCCCGUGCAUUGGAACACAAACCGGUACAUGUACACUGUAACCAGACGGCCCCAGCUACCGAGGAUCACCGUUGAAAAGUAAAACUCUCCACGUAAACCAGAACUAUCCCACAGAAAAGGUAACCAUAUCAUUGAAACACUAUGGGGUGUGGGUCAUCGAAAGCCACCGAGACUGUAGUGAACGUACCAACAGUUACAAGAGCUGAAUCCACUAAGAAGGUCAACACGGUAGUUACAGAGUCGCUAGUACAGUUCAAAGCCUCAGCGAAUGAUGAAGAACACAACGACGAUGCAAAUCAGGCCAGUAAUGAGAGAACUGAGGAAGAACAGCCCUCAAAGGAACCAAUACAGCCUAUGCAGGACCUCGAUGCAGCCACUGCCGAGGACCAUGACGACUAUGCACAUCUGUCCAGUGAGACUACGACAGAGGAACCGCUCACAGAAGAACCACUUCAAACAGAUACGCCUGCUGUACAGGAUACAGCAAAUGCCGAAGAGCAAAGUGGCGAUGAUCGACAGUCCAGCGAUAAAACGGCUGAAGACAAGACUACCGAAGAACCAGCUCGGAGGAUCAAGCAGGCGGUACACCAGCAUGACUGGCUGGCCCCUGUGUCCGGAGCUGAACGUGAAGGCUGGCUCACCACCUGCAGCAUGUGUGGGACCAAGGAUGACGUCAUUGUCGUCCCACAGAUGACAAUGACGUCAGAUGGCCUGAUGACGUACGAUGUUGAAUCAGCUGAGGGCGAGAUCACCCAUGUCGUCUGCAAGCCGAAGCCGUACUCAGAUGAAGAAACAUACGCGCAGCUGGACGCGCACGCCGUAAAUGCUAAUCGGUCUCUGAACGGUGACUUCACGACCUUGAUGACGUAUCUGUUGGAACCCGCCCGGACCGACCUCGAGAAGGCACGAGUCAUGUUCCGCUGGGCCACGGCACAGGACCUGGUCAACAUGGAAUUUCCAGAGGUUCCAGUGGAGGAAACACCUGAUUGGUAUUUGCAGGGAAUCAAAGAGGAGAGAAACUCGCAUGUCACGCUUCUGGCUAAAAUGUGCAGCUUUGCCGGGCUACAACACAAAAUAGUUCAUGGUUAUUCAAAAGGCGUGAAAUGUUACCCUGGGACGAAAAUGGAGGGCGGGGGUCACAGAGGGAGCUGGGUUACCGUGCUAACAGACGGUCGCUGGGGCUUCAUAGACUCGGCAUGGGGAUCGCAUCACGUCAUAGACGAUCUGGACAAGACAGUCAAGGAUUUGGAGCAAGUGUAUGCCUUCAACGAGUGUUACUUCUUACCCAACCCACGUCACUAUCUCAGCGCCCAUCUCCCAGACGACGACAGACAUCAACUUAUUCCCGCUCCUGCUCCCUUUAAUGACUUCGAGCCGCAUGUCAACUGCAGGCCACACUUUUUUGUUCAUCACCUGAAACUGCUGAGUCAUCAUCAUGGGCUGGUUCCUACCGAGAAUGGCAAGGCGGUGAUCUACAUCGGCUUCAAACCAGAGGACUACAGUACCAUCAAGUUCACGUCCCGUAUGCAGACCAUGGAUCGGCAGUCCACGUGGAAGAACAUCAAACUGGACAGGUUUGUGCAACAAGACAGGAAGAGAGACGCAGUGGUCUUCACAAUCAAACCACCUGAGGAAGGGAGAUUUCUACUCGAUGUUUUCGUCGGCAUGGAAGAAGACAAAGGAACGAAGUAUGCCUGCGAGUAUGCCAUAGACUGUGUAAAAGCAAUGGCAGAAGAAGAAAACAAACCGCUUCCAGAAUGGCACGGUACCUGGGGACCCGGUGUCGACGUUAUGACAAAAGGUAUCAUACCAGUGUCGCAUCCAACCACUCUUGUUGAGUGCCCUGAGGGUCGAGCGGCUAUCCAGUUCAAUCUGCCUGAACAAAUGGAAUUCAUCACAACCUUGUUCGAAACAACAACUGACGAGAAACACCUGAAGCGGUACGUAGCUCAUGAGGUCGUAAAUGGUGUGGCCACGUUCAACGUCAUCAAUCCGUCACUUGGCAACUCAGGAUUAACGAUAUACGCCAAGGGUCAAGAGAACGAAGGGAAAACUUUCCGGCCUUUGUGCACCUACCUAGCGUCCACAGACAGUCCUAGUGAAGAGGUGCCCUUCCCAAGUGUUGCUAAUGGUAUGUUCGGACCUUGCCUCCCUCACUUUUCGGACAUUGGGAUGUCAACAAUGAGCCAUAACAGCGCAUUCAUUGAUUGUGACGACGGUGAACUAGAGAUCAAGAUGGGCACCAACAGAAUCCUUAGUGUCUCGCAGCACCUGACAUGGGAGACGCUCGAGGAAGAAGUCAACAUGGACAACUACUGUUACAGUGAGGUACGAGAUGGUGAGGUGUAUUUCUGGCUUCAUCUUCCUAGACUGGGCAAAUACAAGCUAGCAGUUUAUGCAGAAGAGGUUGGACACAAGGGCAGUCUGCGGAACGUGUACAACUACUGUAUCAACUGCACAGGAACAAGGGAAGGGGUUAAGCCAUUUCCACCAAUUCAUGGAAAUCGUUGGGGGAAACAGUUUCCUGAGUGUACAGACCUCGGCCUGACAGCAACAAGUCAUCCAACAGGUUUCAUCGAGGCAGAGGAAAAACUUGAGAUCGUUCUUGAUUCCACAAAGUCAUUGGAGUUUGUUCAUCACCUAAAGUAUUGGGCAACGGAGGAGAUUGAGGAACGCAUGGAGGAUUUCUGCUGUCAUAAGGUACUCAACGAAGGAAAGACAACAGCAGUGCUUUUACAGUUCCCUCACGAGGGACUUUACAUCCUCCAGUUAUACGCGAAGGAAACGGGGACAGACGGCGUCUACCAUAACGUGGUUAACUAUUUGAUUUCGUGCAAGAAGUCGGCAGCAGGUUGCGUGGGAUUUCCAGAAGUGUGGAACAAAAGAUGGGGACCGCUUUAUCUCCACUUUUCAUCCAUGGGCUUGAGCCUUACAAGUCACAGAGAUCCGAUGAUUCACUGUAGAACCGGAGCUCUGCAGAUUUCACUUGAGAGGUCCAAACCAGUCCAGUUCCUGGUCCACCUGUACCAUUGUGAGAACGGUCAGCAGACUGAUCUCCGUAACAAUGUCUUCAUCCACGAUGAUCUUGGCGACACGGGGAAGAUGACGGCUAGGGUUCUUAUGCCACACGCCGGUGACUACAAACUGCAGAUAUCCGCCAAAGAGGCAGGUGACAAUAACUCGUACCCUACGGCAGUCAACUAUCUCAUACACUGUUCAAACGCCAUGCACGGCUUCCUUGAGUUUCCGGAGUCGUUUUCAAACUGGGGACCGGGCUGCCACGUCCAUGAGCCACAGAUGAGGGCUCUACCAGCUGGAAGGGAAACGCACUUCAAAGUCACAAUCCCAGAUGCUGUUGAUGUAGCUAUAAUAUCGCCAGACGGUAAUUGGUCACACCUGACGGAACAAGAGGACGGCACAUGGGAAGGUGACGCAAAAAUCCCUGGAGAGGGCUUUGUCGGCAAAAUCAUCAAACUGUCUGCGAAGAUCAACGACGGGAAAGACACCUACUGGACGAUUCUGCAGUACGCAGUAGGAGAAGAGUCGUCUCCGGUACCUAUCAUAUGGGAAGGCGAAGACGUCGAAGAAGUUCAAGAUGUAUCAAAAACUGAAGAGGAGCCAAAGCUUCCAACUGACAGAGAACAAGAGGAUUCAAGAGAUGAAGAGGGAACAAAGUCUUCAAGUAACGAAGAAGACGGAACAAGAGAUGAACAGGAGGUAAAGUCUCCAACAGACGGAGGACAAGAGGAUUCAAGAGAUGAUGAGCAGCUGAAGUCUCCAAGUAACGAAGACGACAAAUCAAGAGAUGAAGAGGAACCAGGGUCUCCGGUAGAUGUAGGACAAGGUGAUUCAAGAGAUGAUAAACAGCCAAACACUCCAAGUAACGGAGAAGACACAAGAGAUGAAGAGAAGUCAAAGCCUGCUACUAAUGGGGAACAAAAUGACACAACAGUUGAUGAGGACCCAGAGUCUUCAACUAAUGAGAGAGAAGAUGAGUCAAGAAAUAACGAGGAUUCGAAUCCUUCAAAUGGAGGACAAGACGAUUCAAGAAAUGAAGAGGAGUUGAAGAAUCGUACUGAUGGAGAACAUAAUGAGUCAAUAGACCACGAGGAGGCAGAACCUUCAAUGGAUGGUGAAGUAACGGAUGAAGACGAGACAGAACUUUCACCUGAAAAACAAGGUGACGUAGGAAAUGAAGAUGAGCUACAUGAGCCAAUCGAUGGGCAAGAGGAAGACUACAAAAUCGUCUUGAGACAACACCAGGCCACAAUCGAGGAAAAGAUGAACCCAACGAUGGUCAUACAGAGGCUCGAACAGGAGGGAUUUGUGGACGAUGAGGAGGCAGAAGAGUUACUUCAGAUGGUACCGCAAAACCUCCCGGAAGUGAACAGGAAUAUCCUGGCGGUUGUUACUCGUGAAGGAGAGGACGCAUUCGUCGUCCUCCGUGACGUUAUGGAGGAAACCGGUCAGGUCCAGAUUGUAGAGCUGAUCCAACACGUGGACGUGGAAGCGCCGCCCGACGAUUCAGCUGCACGGGUGAAGAAGAAGCUGCGAGAUGCCAUGAAAGCCAGGAACAGCAAAAGACUGCGAAACGCCAUCGAUGAGUAUAAGGAACUAGGCCUCAGCCCGAAGGAACCCAUCUACAAGGAAGCAAAGAAGAGGUUAGGCGUCCUGGAGGGACUCCUGCAGCACCGGCACGCCAUUCUGAAGAUGGAGCCAAAGACCGUCUCUGAGAUCAGAGGAUACAAGCGCCCCCCUGCGGCUGUCCAACAGGUCAUGACGGCUACAUUCCUCCUUCUUGGUCACAGCAAGAAGGAGACAAAGGAAUGGAAAUCCCUGCAGGCACUUAUGGGCAGGACAGGCAGGGAGAGUCUUAAACGACUAGUCAAGAAGUUCCAACCAAAUGAUGUUCCACACGGCAAAGUAAAAGCGGCCAAAGCAGAGCUGAAGGAUCUGACGAAACAAGACGUCCAUGGCGUCAGUGCAGGGGCGGCAACGUUCUUCGUCUGGGUAACAGAAAUGAUAGCUGAUGUCGAGGAGAGGGGCAAAUCGGAGUAAACUAUCAGCUAUAGGCAGCGCAUCAGCUAUCAUCUUUUUUGACGUAGCUCCAAUGUUGAUUGUUAUGUCACAAUCUAAUAUGACAAAUACUAUUCUAAGUUAGCCUGUCAAUUUGGGCAGUUGUUGUGUAAUGUCAGUCAUAUGUCCAAUUCCCAUAGUCAAUUCAAAUUUAGCCACUGAGUGAUUGUUACCCCCUGGGUGAUUGUUUUCUUUUGCUCUAAUAAUGUUUUGAAGCCUUUGUAACAAUCUAAGAUAAGUACGUUGACUUAUGUUUGUGUGCCAUGAAUAUAUGUCUCACAACAAAAAAGCCAAUAAUGAUAGCUGUAAAAUGUAAAACGCAAUGGUACCAGAUUAGCUACUAAGUUCAUGGGGUCAAUAAUCCAAAUCUACCAUUUAAAAAAAUGGGACAAAUUGUUAGAACAUGUUCUAACAUUGGAAAAAAACACAUUGAUAUUUGUACAGUUAAAUUCAUAAUGUUUUCAACAUAUAUCAAUACUUUCAUACAUGUUUGAAAUGUCGUUUUUAAAUGUUGAAGAAGUUUAUUGUGACUGAAAUAUUGCUUGAUUUAAAACUAAAUAGUUUAAACUUAUCACAAAUAUUGUAUUCAUUUAGAAAUCCUCUAAAAUCUACUAAAUUGAUCGCUGUAUAUAGCAAAUUCACUAUGGAGUACGCUUUUGUUGCAUUACUUUCUUUUAUGCAAAUACAAUAAAUACGGUGACUUUACUUCAUAACUCCGACAUAGUGAACAUCAGAAACAGAAAGGAAAUCGCCAAUAUGUAAAUGCUAUUUUUGUUAGUUUAUGCAUACCUCACAUCGAUCCUAUAGGCUGGUGUAAUAUGUGGUAUGAUAUAACAAUGAAGGCUAACAUUGUCGAUAUGGUGUAAAAGGUUAAAAUAUAUAGUCUUGUAUUCGUGAUACAGCUGAUUGCACAAGAGGCACGCCUAUAUACAUGUAGUAAGAAAGCAAUGACAAAGUAGAAUGACACAUUAGUUGUGACUGAGAUUGUAAAUUUUGUUUGGCUGGCGUCAGUUUAGAACCCACGACGCUUGUAAAACUAGCUUUCUAGCCAAUCCUUACUUUCCUGUCUUAAGCGUUUUUUCAUUGUCUACCUUGUGAUGCAGAGAUUUAAUAAAACGUUGAUCUCAUAGUCAUGAUUCUCAGAUAUGCACAACAGCUAUACGCUAUGAUAAUGAGAAAUAGAUGUAGAUGUAGGUCAUCAGAAGCCUUUUUGGCAGACAAUGAUUAGUCUG
This is a messenger RNA of Branchiostoma floridae (Florida lancelet), 6493 nucleotides long. RefSeq lists its product as uncharacterized. The record is from RefSeq and is a predicted model, not a curated record. Bases 327 to 5243 code for a protein of 1638 amino acids. The transcript has 14 exons. Gene Ontology annotation, biological process: regulation of apoptotic process. Lineage: Eukaryota; Metazoa; Chordata; Leptocardii; Amphioxiformes; Branchiostomatidae.